CCGUAUGCGUACCGAUUCUGUGACAUGACGAAAGAGCGAAAAUACUGUUGGAAGAAAAUGCGAAUGUUGGACGUUUUUAACAUCCGGGUGAUGUUGAAUUUAUACGGGUCUUUAGGAUGGCGUUUGUUGAAUUACCUGACAUCUGCACGUGUUUGAAGCUGCAUGACGAGAACAAGAGACUCAAACGAAAGUAUGUUCGUCUUGUAGAAAGAAACAGGAAACUAGAGACACACGUUGCUGAAAUGGAAUCACAAGUAGGAAGAAGAGGAACCAUUAGAGAUAGAGAUACCAGUGGAUUAUGCUGCAAAGACAAACAUCAUCAAGAAUGUCAAGUUAACAAAGUUCCACAAAGCAGUCAUUCCCAACUUGACCCGGAGAACAUGAACAAAAUACUUGAGGGAUACUCAGAAGUGUCUCGCAAGUACAGUCGGAUGGUUGCUGAAAGUACCAAAUUGAAAGAGUCAAUUGCGACUUUGAAGGUUGAAAAGAGAGAAGUUGAGAAGCAGCUAGAAAGCAGCCAAUUACAUGCUGAUGGAUUGGUAAAACUAAAUGAAAGACUGACGUCUCAGAUAUCAUCUCUGAAGAGAGAACAAAGUAUAUCAGGGAUGAAUAAGAAGUUAGCUGCAGUUACUAAAGAGAGGGAUGCUUUAAGGGAAAAACAGCUGAAAUGGAAAGCUGAAUUUGAAUGUCUUGACAAGAAUUUUUUUGAGGAAAUUGAAGACCUGAAAUAUGCAUUGCAACAGUCAGCUAAGUUAUGCCAGUCCUAUGAUAGAACUAUGAGAAAACUGUGCCGCAGACACGAUAUCCCCUUUCCUACAGUAACGCCUUCAUGUGAUUAAUGACUUCAUUUUAGUAAAUCACAUCAAUAGAGCCAAGAUAACACAAAUCACUGCUUUAUAACUACUACGUACCGUACUACGUAUAUUAGAAAUAUUAUAACAGCUUUAU
Molecule: messenger RNA, 948 nt
Organism: Corticium candelabrum
Lineage: Eukaryota; Metazoa; Porifera; Homoscleromorpha; Homosclerophorida; Plakinidae
Product: centrosomal protein of 290 kDa-like
Exons: 8
Coding region: 117-839 (240 amino acids)
Source: RefSeq, a predicted model, not a curated record